UCCAGGUUACUUCCAUUUUCUCUCUCUAAACAUCAUACAGUAUCCAUGUUUUGUUUCUCUCUCUUUUACCCCCAAACACUGAACAUUGUAACAUGUCCAUCAAAGUCAUGUCACCAUGUCUGCGCUCAUGGUGCCCCAGAAGUUGUCACUCUUCUUCUUCAUCAUUUCGCUGUUUUCUGACUCCUCACAAACUUUUCAACAUUUCUUACUCCACUUUUGCAUGGGUUCAACCCAAUUCUGCUGAACCCAGCGAGCUAGAGAGGCGUAUUGUCUCUCUCUGUAAAAGCCAUGUUAAAUUGAAGGAAGCAGUAACUAUCCUUAACUCUAUGCUCCAAUCGAAUUCGAAACCAUCCUCUUUCACUUGUUUCUCUCUCCUCGACUCCCUUUCUAGAGCAGGAGAGCAUGACAAAGCUCUCUCUGUCUAUAAAAGCAUUGCUACAGCAGAAAUUUUACCCGAUAUUAAUAUUCUUCACACUUUGCUCAACUGUUUUUGCCACACGCGAAUGACCCAUUCUGCUUUUGGGGUUUUGGGUUUAAUUCAGAAACUGGGUUAUCGUUUCUCGGUUAUUCAAUUGAACAUUGUGAUGAGAGGUUUGUGCAAGGAGCGCCAGGUUGCUAGGGCCAUAGAGCUCUUCCAGGUUAUGGAAAAGCAGAAGCUUCUACCAGAUGUUGUUACGUAUAAUACUCUUAUAAAUGGGCUCUGUAAAUCCAUGCUUUUCGAAGAAGCCUUGACAUUAUGCAAAGAAAUGAGGAAGAGAGAGUGUUACCCCAACAUUGUCACGUACACCACGCUCAUUGAUGGUCUUAGCAAGGAUGGGAGAACAGAGCAGGCAAUGAAUUUGUUAGGGGAGAUGCAUCGAAAAGGCCUUAACCCUGAUGUGGUUACUUAUAGUGCUAUUGUGAAUGGUCUUUGCAACAAAGGCUUAUUUGAUAAAGCUAUUGAAUUGUUCCAUGAGAUGUCAGAGAAGAGAAUUUCCCCUAAUGUGGUCACCUACAGUUCUUUGAUUCAUGGUCUUUGCAAGAACGGGCAGUGGCAGGAUGCCACUGAAAUGUUCAAUGGUAUGCUUGAAUCAGGGCUUCAACCUGAUGCCAUCACAUACACAGGAUUGGUUGAUGGCUUGUGUAAAGAUGGAAGGGUGCCACAAGCUAUGCAAUUGCUGAAUACAAUGAUGGAGAAAGGGGAAGAGCCAGACACAGUGACAUAUAAUGUUUUGAUUAAUGGGCUCUGCAAAGAAGGUCAGAUGGGUGAUGCCAUGAAUUAUAUGGGCAAGAUGAUUGAAAGAGGAAACAUGCCCGAUGUGGUCACUUUCAAUACAUUAAUGGUGGGAUUUUGCAGAAUUGGUAAGGUGGAAGAGUCUGUGAAACUUCUCCAACACAUGCUUGAUGGGGGUUUCAUUUCCUAUGCACCUGGCAGUGUGGUUUUCAUAGAUAAGAAGCAUAGAAAUUGCUGUGUUGAGCCAGACAUAAUGACGUAUAAUACACUCGUACAUGGGCUUUGCAAAGAGUGUCGUGUUGAUGAAGCCGUUCAGCUUUGUCAAAAGAUGGCAGAGAGAGGGGUUGCUUGUAAUCUGGUGACUUAUAACAUGUUGAUUGAUGGGUUUUGCAAGGUUCAUCAACUGAAUGAAGCUUUAAUGCUCCUACAGCAAAUGGGUGAUAAGGGAUUUGAGCUGACUUCCUUUACAUAUAGCAUCUUGAUAGACGGGCUUUGCAAAAAUGGCAAGAUUGAAACUGCCAAAAAGCUUCUCUAUGACAUGCAGUCUCAUGGCCUUGUUCCUAACCAACGCGACUAUAAUACAUUGCUAGAUGCAUUAUGCAAAGUGGGAGAUCUUGAGCAUGCAAUGAGUUUGUUUCUGGUGAUGAAUGAAGGUGGUUGCGAACCAGAUGUCAUCACCUUCAAUAUCCUUAUUGAUGGGAUGUGCAGAGCAGGAAAUUUGAAUGAUGCAAAGGAAAUGCUUAAUGAGAUGAUUCAGAGGGGUUUUAUCCCUGACAUUGUAACAUACUCUAUAAUAAUAAAUGGGCUCUCGAAAGUGGGAGAUAUGGAUGAUGCCAAAGGAUUACUUGAAAAGAUGAUUGCAAAGGGGCUUUCUCCAGAUGCUUGCAUAUAUGAUUCCCUGUUGAAAGGGUUUUGGGCAAAGGGUGACGUGGAAGAAUUUAUGAGGCUACUCCAUGGAAUGGCAGCUCAGGGUGUUAGACUUGAUGAUAAACUUGAAUCGACAAUCUUGGAUUGCCUCUCUGGUGACGGUCGAAUCUCAACAUUUAUGGAGUCUCUACCCAAAUUUUCUCAAGCGAAUCUCAUGUAAAGAGUUGUUGAUAAACUCCAGGAAUCCCAUCCCAUGCUAGAAUCACAAAAAGUUAAAUCUCAAUUGUAGUUACUUUUUGCCUUUGCCCCCAUGAGUGUUAGCAUGGGUUAUAUUUGUAAUCAAAAUCCAGUUAGAAGUUUUAUAAUGCAUUGAUUUUUUUUAA
This is a messenger RNA of Amborella trichopoda, 2463 nucleotides long. The record is from RefSeq and is a predicted model, not a curated record. Lineage: Eukaryota; Viridiplantae; Streptophyta; Magnoliopsida; Amborellales; Amborellaceae.